AUGGUGGAGAAUUUUUGCACCGUGGCAUCGUUGGAAGGUGAUGAACGGGGUCCAAAUACAGUGAAUGUAGGAAGAGACCAGGAGGUAGAAGUCGAAGAAGCUGGGAAUCAAGGCAGACAGAAGAGAGAAGGAAAGCAGAAGUCAUUCACUGUCAAAAGGAGGGAUGUCCAGGAAAUCCUCUUUGAAGGCAAAAUACAGGAGGGGGGAAGAAGGAACAAGUAUCCUCUGAGUGGGAAAAGACCAGACUGCAAAUCAAGUUUUAAAGAAAACCAGAGAAAUCACACUGGAGAGAAACUCUAUGAAUUCUGGGAGUGUGGAAAGAGCUUUUAUAGUAGCAAAAGCUUUGCUAUUCAUUCACAGAUUCACUUCGAAGAGAAACCAUAUAAAUGCUUGGAGUGUAGUAAGAGUUUCAGUCGGAGAGACCAUUUAACUUUACAUCAAAAAAUUCACACAGGAGAAAAACUGUACAAAUGCUUGGAGUGUGGAAAGAGUUUCAGUCGGAGGGCCAAUCUAACUUCACAUCAAAGAAUUCACACAGGAGAGAAACCGUACAAAUGCUUGGAGUGUGAAAAGAGUUUCAGUCGGAGGGCCAACCUAACUUCACAUCAAAGAAUUCACACAGGAGAGAAACCGUACAAAUGCUUGGACUGUGGAAAGAGUUUCAGUCAAAGUGACAGUCUAAUUUCACAUCAAAGAAUUCACACAGGAGAGAAACCGUACAAAUGCUUGGAGUGUGGACAGAGUUUCAGUCGGAGGGCCAAUCUAACUUCACAUCAAAGAAUCCACACAGGAGAGAAACCAUACAAAUGUUUGGACUGUGGAAAGAGUUUCCGUCAGAGAUAUCUUCUCACUUCACAUCAAAGGAUUCACACAGGAGAGAAACCACAUAGUUGCUUGGAGUGUGGAAAGAGUUUCAGUCAGAGGGCUCAUCUAACUUCACAUCAAAGAAUUCACACAGGAGAGAAACCAUACAAAUGUUUGGACUGUGGAAAGAGUUUCCGUCUGAGAGAUCAUCUCACUUCACAUCAAAGAAUUCACACGGGAGAGAAACCGUACAAAUGCUUGGACUGUGGAAAGAGUUUCAGUCAGAGGGCCCAUCUCACUUCACAUCAAAGAAUUCACACAGGAGAGAAACGAUACAAGUGCUUGGAGUGUGGAAAGAUCUUUAGUUACAGCAAAAGUCUUACUAUUCACCAAAGGAGUCACACUGGGGAGAAACCAUAUAAAUGCCUGGAGUGUGGAAAGAGUUUCCGUCAGAUCUCAGACCGUAGUAUUCACCAAAGGAUUCACACUGGGGAGAAACCAUAUGAAUGCCUGGAGUGUGGAAAGAGUUUCAAUCAGAACUCAUACCUUACUAUUCACCAAAGGAUUCACACUGGGGAGAAACCAUAUGAGUGCCUGGACUGUGGAAAGCGUUUCAUUUGCAGCUUAUACCUCACUAUCCACCGAAGGAUUCACACUGGGGAGAAACCGUAUGAAUGUCUGAAAUGUGGAAAGAGUUUCCGGCAGAGAUCGUACUUUAAUUAUCACCAAAGGAUUCAUAGUGGAGAGAAACCAUAUAAAUGCUUGGAGUGUGGAAAGAGCUUUAGUAGGAGCAUAAAACUUAAUAGUCAUCAAAGGAUUCACACCGGCAAGAAACCAUAUAAAUGCUUAGAGUGUGGAAAAAGUUUCAGUCAGAGCUCAUGCCUUACAUCUCACCAAAGGAUUCACACAGGAGAGAAACCGUAUAAAUGCUUGGAGUGUGGAAAAAGUUUCAGUCGGAGCUCAUGCCUUACAUCUCACCAAAGGAUUCACACAGGAGAGAAACCGUAUAAAUGCUUGGAGUGUGAAAAGAGUUUCAGUAGGAAGGACUGUCUAACAUCACAUCACAGAAUUCACAGAAGGGAGAAACGAUAUCAGUGCUUGGAGUGUGGAAAGAGCUACAGUCACAGCAAAAGCCUUGCUAUGCAUCAAAGGAAUCAUACUGGGGAGAAAAUGUAUGAACGCAUGAAGUGUGGAAAGGCUUUCAAUCAGAGAUCACACUUUACUUCUCACCAAAGAAUACACAUGGGAGAGAAACUGUAUAAAUGCUUGGAGUGUGAAAAGAGUUUCAUUCGGAAAGACUACCUAACUUUACAUCAAAGAAUUCACACAGGAGAGAAACCAUAUAAAUGCUUAGAGUGUGGAAAGAGUUUCAGUCGAAGUUACAGUCUAACUACUCAUCAAAGAAUUCACACAGGAGAGAAACCGUACAAAUGCUUGGAGUGUGGAAAGAGUUUCAGUCUGAGAGCCAAUCUUACUUCACAUCAAAGAAUUCACACAGGAGAGAAACCAUACAAAUGCUUGGAGUGUGGAAAGAGUUUCAGUCGAAGUGGCAGUCUAAUUUCACAUCAAAGAAUUCACACAGGAGAGAAACCGUACAAAUGCUUGGAGUGUGGACAGAGUUUCAGUUGGAGGGCCAAUCUAACUUCACAUCAAAGGUUUCACACGGUGGAAAAGUUGUAAAAAUACUUGGUUUGUUGAAAGAGUUUCAGUCAGAGCUCAUAACAUUAUUUACCAAUGGAUUCACACUGGAAGAAACUGUAUGAAUGCUUGGAGUAUGGAAAGAGUUUCAUUUAGAGGGACCGUCUAAAUUCUCAUCAGAGAAUUUGCACCAGGAAGAAAUUGUACAAAUGCUUGGCGUGUGGAAAGAGCUACAGUCACAGCAUAAGCCUUGAUAUGCAUUAAAGGAAUCACAGAAGAGAAACUGUAUAAAAGUUCAUAGUGUCAAUGGAGCUUCUGUCAGCUCACACCUUACUUCUCGCUGAAGGAUUCAUACCAGAGAGAAUCUGUGCAAAUGAAGCUGCUCUCUGUUGCAAAGGAGUCAUAUCUGUCAUUGCUACAUCAGAAAUCCACAAUUAUUUUCUAUUAUAAGAAGGGCUUUUUGUCUAUCUUGUUGCUUUUUGUAAACAACCUUUCUUUCAUUAGAGCCACGUUAUGUUAGUUAUGUAUACUCGUAGUUGGUUUCCUUUCUAGGUUAGCUAUAAUUUGGAUUACAUCAACAAAAGUGCUACGAAAUGGCAGGUAACUGAUGUUGAAUUUGUUGACAGCUGCGAGCAUCAUGGAAACUGGAAACUUUACAGAAUACUGGGAGGUUGAUUGAAGUAAAUCUGUUAUGAUAUUUAUGAAUAAAGCAACUGUAUAGACAUUUAAGGGGUGAAACAUCUAGACCAGAAGUAUCUAUUCAGCAACAGCAUGUGUUUAUUAUUUAUUGGAGUCACGUAACACAAGAACUGAGAUAUGGUAUGCUUUUCUGUUUCUGAUUUUUAUUGGUAUCUGCCUGUCUGAUUUCUGAAAUGUAUAGGCAGGCAAAUUCAGUCGUUGAUUUUCUCUGUUAGUGUGUUUGAUAGCCAUUGUAUUGUAGUGAUGAUAAUGUUGGUACCGGUUGUGGGAGACCAGGGUGUUGUUUAUAAAAAGUGCCUUCUUGAGUUACAACACUUUCAAAUGUUUAAUACCUAUACAUUUUAUACUAUUUUAUCCAAUUGUUUCCAGUAGAAAUUCCCCAUACACCAUUCUCUUACCGCUUAGGUUUCUCCUUCCAACAACCCUAAAAGACAGGCCAGGCAGGGAGAAAUUCAGGGUCUAAAACUCACCUUGUGCACUUUAUGACUCAGGUGAAUUUGAAUCCAAGCCUUCCCAACCCCAAUCCAACACUGUAACCAAAACAUUGUACUUACUUUCAUUUGUAGCCUAGUCUGGCUCCAUUCAUAGAUUGUCGCAGGUCCUGAGAAGCGCUUGGGAGGGAGAAGGCCUUGCUUCACACAUCAACAGCUGUACUUGGGACGGACUAGAAGACAUUGUCAUGGCAAGGAGAGAGCACGCUCCUGAAGAAGUAGGCACGAAAUCAGUUGUUCGUAGCCAGCCCCAGAUCGAGAGUGAUGGAGGGCUUUUUCCAGCUGCCUGAACACCCUGACCCACCUUGUUGGAGGAAUUUAAUGAAUUGAGGGAACUUCAUGAAUUGAAAGAACAAGAAAGAAACGUUCAAAAGGACUCUCAAUUAUAGAGGACUUUUAUUGCACCCAGAAGUUAUCUCAAUCAAUUAAUCUUUUGUAGUCUGUAGAGCUAUUUAUGAUGAACUAAUUUUGUAUUCUGUGAAGUUGUGAAUAAUUAUUGAAGAACUGUUGUUAAAUGGUAUAAUUAGCACUUGCACUUUAAAAAAUUUCACUUUAUUACUCAAAGUAGCCCAUUGGAUAGUGAGUUUCUUUCAGUUUCCUGUGGGGUUACAAGUCCCCCCCUUUGUUCUU
This is a messenger RNA of Eublepharis macularius, 4262 nucleotides long. Its product is annotated as zinc finger protein 850-like. The transcript has 3 exons. Gene Ontology annotation, biological process: regulation of transcription by RNA polymerase II. Bases 1 to 2484 code for a protein of 827 amino acids. Gene Ontology annotation, molecular function: DNA-binding transcription factor activity; RNA polymerase II cis-regulatory region sequence-specific DNA binding. NCBI's taxonomy places the organism in Eukaryota, Metazoa, Chordata, Lepidosauria, Squamata, Eublepharidae. The record is from RefSeq and is a predicted model, not a curated record.